AAAAAAAAACAAAAAACAAUUUAACCAGAAGCAUCCAGACUCAGAGGACAGAGAAACGCCCUGUGGACGGAGCAGAACUUUCGGAUCUGAGAAGCAAAACGUUUGGGUUAUUUUUCUUUUAUCAUGUCUGGCGAGGAGGCACCAACUCAGCUGCAAGAGGAACCUGAGCAGGUGAAGGGGGCGGCCGUGGAUGUGCAGCAGGAGUCCGGUGGCAGUGGCAGUAGCAGCCCUGUGGCCGGAGAUGCGCCCCUGUCCUGCCGCGCCCUGGUCCUGACGGGCUACGGGGGCUACGACAAGAUCAAGCUGCAGGUGAAGGAGCUGCAGCAGCCCCGGCUGAAGCCCCGGGAGCUGCUGGUGCGAGUCCGGGCCUGCGGGCUGAACUUCGCCGAGCUGCUGGGCCGGCAGGGCAUGUACGAGCUGCUGCCCAGCCCGCCGGUCACCAUGGGCAUGGAGGGCUCCGGGGUGGUGGAGGCAGUCGGGGAGGACGUGAAGGACAGGAAAGUGGGAGAUCGUGUCAUAGCGAUGAGUCGCAGCGGCAUGUGGCAGGAGCUGGUUGUGGUUCCCUCUGACCGCACCUUCCCAAUCCCAGAUGAGAUGAGUUUUGAGGAAGCUGCUGCUCUUCCAAUCAACUACAUGACGGCCUACCUUAUGCUGUUUGAGAUGGCUAAUCUCAGACCUGGCAAAAGUGUUCUUAUUCACAUGGCUGCAGGAGGUGUGGGUAUUGCUGCUACCCAGCUGUGUCAGACUGUGCAGGAUGUGACCAUCUUUGGCACUGCAUCAGCCUCCAAACACGAGACUAUCGUCCAAGGCGGGGUUGCUCACCCCAUCGACUACCGAACCAAAGAUUAUGUGGCUGAAAUCCGCAAAAUCAGCCCAAAGGGUGUGGACAUCGUCCUCGACCCACUGGGCGGCUCUGAUACCCAGAAGGGUUUUGGUUUGCUCAAACCAAUGGGCAUGCUAAUAGUCUUUGGAGCAGCCAAUUGCGUGACGGGGCAGAAGAAGAACUUCUUGGCCAUGGCAAAGACCUGGUACCACCAGCUCUCCCUCAGCACCUUCAAACUGAUGCAGACCAACAAGGCUAUCGCUGGCUUCCAUCUGGGCCACGUCACCAAUGAUGAGCUCCUGUCCAGCACAAUGUCAAAGCUGCUGGACCUGUACAAACAAGGGAAGAUCAAACCUCACAUUGACUCCUCCUUUCAUUUCGAGGAGGUGGCUGAAGCCAUGAAGCGCAUGCAUGAACGCCAGAAUAUUGGAAAAGUUAUUCUUCUUCCUGACCCCAAGAAAAGGGAAGAAAAGCCAAAGUCUGAAGAGUCUGAGGCGGGAGAACAGGUGGAAAAAAAUGAAGCUGCUGUCAGCGAGAAGGAAGAGGAGGCCACAGAGGAAGUUAAAGCAGGAGAUGAUUGAGUAAGAGAGUUUGAUUGUGUCUUCAAGCUCUUCCUUAACAGGUUUCUCCAAAGGUUUAAGCAGAAAAAAAACAACCAAAAGAAAAACAGAGCAAACCGAGGAACAUGUCAUUGAUUCAGUGUUUUGUUUUUGUCAGUAUUUUGUGUUUGUUGUUUUGUUGUGCAAUAUGCCAGAAGUGCAGUGUCUGUGUUCAUUUUUAAAUAAAGGUUCACCGUGUUCUGAUACAUUAACAGAGGUAUUUUAUUGACAGUAAGUAAAGGGACACAGCUUAACAGCUUUAACAUCAGUAGAGAUAUCAAGCUAGGAUCUGUCCGGAAUGUGUAAAACUAAACUCUGGCUUGCAACUUUAAAGAAUUGAACAGAGGGACUUUGCAUAAACAAUCUCAGUUGCUUUGGUCUUGGAGGAAGAGGGCCUGUGCAGACUGCAGACCACAGCCAGGCCUGACCACUGCUAUCAAUCACACAUAUCUGAAAACAGCCCAGCUCCAAACAUGAGGGGACAGUUGCACAUUACAGUCAGAAAAGAAAGGGAAUUGUGAGGAUUUUCUAGGACGUUUUAGUUUUAAUGCAUUUAUCCAAAUUUUGGUGUGCUUUUGAUUUUUUGUUGCUUGGCUGUCUGAUGAAAGGAGGCAAUAUUCUUCAAAGUUCUUCAACAAACAAGACUGGGGCAGUUUUAGGAUAACCCCCUUCCUGUUAUUUGACCAACACAAAGUCACUGAAUUAAUGAUAGCAGCUUUGACAGAAAGUGAGUGUCUCAGAAGUCUGAAUGUUUGCGACUGCUGUUUUAAUGUUCAAAAUCAAAUUGGCAAAGAACACUUGAAAAUUUGAAUAUUUCAAUGAGAAUAUUUGUGGCUUUUACAGAUUAGGAAUAAAGUUCUUAUUUCAACUUGUAUGUUUUACACCAUUGUUUUUUUAUAAUGACAUUUUUCAUCUUAGUUAUUUAGGGAGCUGGUUUCAAUCACACUUAACUUGAAUAAAGUGUGUUGAAGAUUAAGCACAAGUCUGAUCUGGCAGUAAACAUGGAAACCCGCUCAAAGAUGAAUUCAUAACUACUGGAGAAAAACAAGGAGAAUCUUUUAGUCGUGCAGCCUGAUUUUGUCUUCACGUGUGUUGGUAGGAAAGAUGUGCCACUGAAAUGUCUGUGAGACGAUGAGACAAAGUUGUUCAUUGAGCUUGCUCUCCCCUCAGUGUUGUUGCACAGAUUUCGAAUGUUUAAAGCUGCUUAAGGAAAACUUGUGUCAUAUUGGGCUGUAUCUUUUGCAGUUUCCUCACUUAAUUGUGCCAAAUUCAAAACCAGCUUUCAUCACUACUGUUGAGCCAGCUGUGAAAAUACAAAUGGAGGGACUUCCCCACUUGGCGUCAGGCUUGGAUUUCCUUGCACAGAUUGUUACGCUAACCUGAAGCUUAAACUGUUGGAGGAAAAGGAAAAAACAAUGUGAAUGAUGGUUUUUGUCCUCUUAAUUUUGUCUUGUACUCUAAAUGCUUUAUCGCUUCCAGUUUUUAUUCCUCGCGCAUAUAGCUGGUAAAUAAGUAUCUUAAUAUGUAUGUGAUCAGGUUCUUUAUAUCAGGACCUACUUUUUACUCUUUUUCUUCUUAAUUUUCUCUUUUGUUAGGCUUAGUUGAAUAAUCAAAAGUUUUGUCUGAGCUCAGAUAUUCACAUUUUUUGUCGAGCUGUGGCUGCAACUCAAUGCAGUGACGCAGAUCAUGCAACCAUAGCACCGUCCACACCAUCCCAGCCCCUCACAUUCCUCUCUCCACCCGCUCAGUGCUGCUUUCUGUCAGUCCUCUGAAGCUGACCUCUUGAAUUGUUCUCCCUCUCCAACCACAUAUUGUUUUGAUUUCCAAAGGAUACUCAAAACAAAGUCCUGCAGAUAAUGCUUUAUGUUAUUUACAUUUGUGACGUUCUUUUCUUUUGGCCACUUGAACAAGUAUUGUUAGGGUUGGCCAGGUUUCUAUCUUGCAGUGUGAUGUAAGACCUGUCAUGGACUUUCAGUGGGGAACUGGAGCUUUGUCGUGGCACUUUUGGGAUGUUACUCUGCUUAUUCUUUAAGCAUACAAACCCAGUCAUUCUCACGUAAUAAAUCAGUAUAAACGACCUAAGGUUACAGUUAAAGUAAAAUCUAGUCAGACUGAAAAGCAAACAAGGCUUUUUAUUCUUUUAACACAUGCCUCACAAAAUACUAAAGCCUCUUUUUUAAGUGGUAUGGAAAUGGAUAGUGCUUUAGCAUUGAUACAUGCAAAGAGGGACAUCUAGUGGACAAUAAAAAACAUGAACCUUGAGCUUGAAGGUCCUAGACGUUUCGACUCUUGUCCAAAAUGCUCACAAGCUCCUUUAAUUAAGUCACAAUUAUAUUUUUGCAAAUCUGUUCUCCACCAUUUAACAAUUAUCUGCAUUUUCCUGAAAAAAUGUAUUUGUUCACGUAAUUCAAAAUAAGUUUAUAUUGUAAAUGUUUGAAUAUGAGCAUUUCUUUUAUUGCCAAUGAUGUCAAACUACUCAGUUUGUCUCUUUUGUUCAACAUGUACAUAUUAGCACUCUAAAAGGCUCAAAACCUUUUUGAUAGCUCAUUGAGGUCGAGUGUGUUACUCCAUUGAUGUGUGUCAUAGAACAUUGCUUUUUACACUCCCCUUCGACUGUAGUUGUGUGCAUACUACCCAGACCUUUCUGUAUGAUUAAAGUUUCUCUGAUGCUUCAAA
Menidia menidia (Atlantic silverside) is the source of this 4098-nucleotide messenger RNA. NCBI's taxonomy places the organism in Eukaryota, Metazoa, Chordata, Actinopteri, Atheriniformes, Atherinopsidae. The record is from the annotation of a GenBank genome assembly.